This is a messenger RNA of Colletotrichum higginsianum IMI 349063, 1086 nucleotides long. Its product is annotated as Endopolygalacturonase 1. Gene Ontology annotation, molecular function: polygalacturonase activity. Lineage: Eukaryota; Fungi; Ascomycota; Sordariomycetes; Glomerellales; Glomerellaceae. The transcript is spliced from 2 exons. Gene Ontology annotation, cellular component: extracellular region. The coding region runs from base 1 to 1086 and encodes 361 amino acids. The record is from RefSeq and is a predicted model, not a curated record. Gene Ontology annotation, biological process: pectin catabolic process.
AUGGUCUCUACCCUUCUCGCCCUCGGCGCCCUGGCCGCCUCCGUCAUCGCCGCGCCUCUUGAUGCCCGCGCCAGCUGCACCUUCACCGAUGCCGCCGCCGCCAUCAAGGGCAAGGCCAGCUGCACUGCCAUCAUCCUCAAGGACAUUGUCGUCCCCGCCGGCACCACCCUCGACCUGACCGGCCUCAAGUCCGGCACUCACGUCACCUUCCAGGGCAAGACCACCUUCGGCUACAAGGAGUGGGAGGGCCCCCUCAUCUCCUUCUCCGGCACCAACAUCCUCAUUGACGGCGCCUCCGGCCACUCCAUCGACUGCGAGGGCCAGCGCUGGUGGGACACCAAGGGAAGCAACGGCGGCAAGACCAAGCCCAAGUUCUUCUACGCCCACAGCCUGAAGCAGUCCACCAUCAAGAACCUCAACGCCCUCAACACCCCGGUCCAGGCCUUCUCCAUCAACAGCGUCACCGACCUCAGCGUCCUCAGCGUCACCCUCGACAACUCCCUCGGCGACACCAAGGGCGGCCACAACACCGACGCCUUCGACGUCGGCUCCUCCACCAACGUCUACAUCUCGGGCGCCGUCGUCAAGAACCAGGACGACUGCCUCGCCAUCAACUCGGGCACCAACAUCACCUUCACCGGCGGCAGCUGCUCCGGCGGCCACGGCCUGUCCAUCGGCUCCGUCGGCGGCCGCAGCAACAACGUCGUCAAGGACAUUGUCAUCUCCAACUCCAAGAUCUCCAACUCGGACAACGGCGUCCGCAUCAAGACCGUCUACGGCGCCACCGGCUCCGUCUCCAACGUCCAGUACACCGGCAUCACCCUGUCCAACAUCGCCAAGUACGGCGUCGUCAUCGAGCAGGACUACGAGAACGGCUCCCCCACCGGCACGCCCACCGCCGGCGUCCCCAUCACCGGCCUCACCCUCAGCAAGGUCACCGGCACCGUCGCCUCCUCCGGCACCAACGUCUACAUCCUCUGCGCCUCCGGUGCCUGCAGCAACUGGAAGUGGAGCGGCGUCAGCGUCACCGGCGGCAAGAAGUCCACCAAGUGCUCCGGCAUCCCCAGCGGCGGCGCUGCCUGCUAA